AUGAUAAAAGAACGCCGGCCAUUCCUUCGACGCAACAGGCCCACGACCCAAGCUGAGACGACCACAGACUCCAUAGACACAACAACAAACAAAUACACUAGACGCGGAAACAACAAAUUCAAGAACCGAAAAACGGAAAGCGCGAGCGACAAGGAAAAGCCAUCUUCUGAGAAGCCGUUGCUUGGAAAUGAGAAGCCUGAACGAACAUUCGUGCGCCGGCGACCUGGUGGGGGGAACGCUACAAUCCCUCGCACCAUUGCAUCUUCGACGGUGUUGCCGAGAAGACCGUUCCGAAUCGCCAGUAGACGCCGGCCUUUUACCCCCAGCACCACUACCACAACCACCACCCAAGCUACCACUCAAGCGUUCGAGAGCGAGGAAUCAUUACAGGAUCUUGGGGAUACUGAUACAUUUGAAGAACCGUCUCUCCAACCACGUAACAACAAGAUCACGAACUUGACCCGUCGUAGACCGCUCAUCCAGCUGAAGAGUGAGACAGGAGAUCAGAACCCCUCUGCCACGAACGAUGACAAGAAAGAGAGGCAAAGCAAGAAGUACAGUGCUAGCUUUAAACAGAAUCAGCUAGAUGAAGCAUUGAAGAGCAGAACUAGUGGAGAAGUCGACGCCACCACUGAGGGGAGAUUGGUGACUGCUGAUGAUUACAGUGCAGAAACAGCAGUGGCAUUGGCUGCACAUCAGCUCCUAGCAGCUCCAGUACCAGUUAUACCAGAUUACGACGAGCCUAAAACAACCAAAAAACCAAAAACAACACAAACCAUCGUGGACUACAAGUACACCAGUCCCUACUACAACGAAGAGUUGAGGACGCAGGGCGCCACGGAAGACUACGGACGUAACUCCCAAACCUUCGAAACAUCCACAGCUUAUUACCAGAGCGAUCCUUCUACAUACGAUUCUAGACUCUCGUAUACAUCCACCGAUAGCUUCACGAGGCGUCCGUACCAGACACGAUCCGGUUCCACGGUAGAUGAAGCAACAGGACGAUACGACAAAACAACACAGUACAACACGAUCCGACCUGGUGUUCGAUUUACGAUCCCUGAUGGCUUCGAAUCCACACCAUUUACAAGAACAAUUACUCCCGAGGUCGUAACCGAUUACGAAUCGACAGGAAGAUAUAGAACACGAUACACUCCUCCGACCGUCGAAAGCUCGACUCCGUUCGCAAGAAAUACUGUACGCCCAUCAGGAGUGUCCCUUAGUAUUGGUUCAGAAAACUCCGGGGAGUCAACAGCGCGAUUUUCCUACGAGUUUCCAUCAACGGUCAAUUACGAGACGAGAGCUACUAGGCCACGAGCCUCCACUGCAGAUGCUGUGGAGACAACCAGGUUCACAACUGUUGCUGAUCCAGAUUACGAAACAAAGGUUACCAGGUCUAGGGCCUCACCAUCAGAAUCUACCCGAUAUUCUGAAGAUUACCCAUCGACUGUUAAAUUCUCGAGACCAGCUGGAUUUUCACCGAACUUGGUGAAUGUGGGAUACGAAGCGUCUACGCUAAGGUUGGGACCAUCUACUGCUAGAUAUUAUGAGUCUAGCGCGAAGAUUCCGGCUCCCGUAGAGGUGUCCACGGAGGGAGUCAGUCAGGAGCCCUCGUUCUUCACGAGGGAAUACCUUUUGGAGUCACCGGUUACUAAAGCUUAUGAUGAUGAAUACCAAUACUUAUCACCAAUAACGAAUCCGCAAACCACAACGACCAGAAAACCACCACCACGAAGAAAGACAAUCUACCGCCGGCCAACAUCAACUCUUAGUACAGCAAACCCAGUGACGGAAACAUCGAAGCCAAGAAGGACCACCAGGAAACCGUUUGAGAAAAUCCCAGUUCAAGAAACGGCGCUGAACAUAGAAUUAAAUGAUGUACAGAAAGAAAAGACGAAAUCUGAACCUAAUAGGACUAAACCUGUAGAGUACGAUUACUAUGACGAUGACCAAGAGAAGAUUGGAGUCAAAUAUGAAAAGGAGACCAAAGUCAUUUUAGAUGGAAAAGGUAACAUCGAAUGCCUAGACAUCGGUAAUUUCCCGCAUCCGUCAUCAUGUAAGAAGUUCAUCUCCUGCGCGCGAAUCCGCGGUGGCUCAGUCCUGGGCUGGGAGUACAUUUGUCCUAAAGGUCUCUCCUUCGAUCCAGUCGGAGGCAUUUGUAAUUGGUCCGCUGGCCUGGGUUGCCAGGAAAAAGACAUUUGA
Leptosia nina is the source of this 2202-nucleotide messenger RNA. Lineage: Eukaryota; Metazoa; Arthropoda; Insecta; Lepidoptera; Pieridae. The record is from the annotation of a GenBank genome assembly.